UGUCAUUUCUAUGUCAACCAGAAGAAUUUGCAUCUGGGACAAGUUAAAGUCCGCAUGGCAGUUACAAUCUGGUUCACAAUUACUAUCGCGGUCCCUUGUGUCGUUCCGUGUACUGUGCUUUUAGUUAGAGGGAUUUGCCGGGUUUGUGUUUUAUGAUUGUUACUUUUAUAAUGGCGAUUUCUGUCUUUUGUGGUAUUCUUUUGCACGUGUAAUCAUUUAUAAUUUUCCAUUUGCAUCAGAUCAAAAAGGACAAGAAAGUAGUCCAUAGUGUGAGCUUUUUACUUUUCCUGUGUUUUCUUGCGUGCCAUUAGUGUUUUUGGACAUAAAAGUGACAUGAUUCUAAUCGUUAUCUUUAGGGAGGCGCCAGCUUAAUUCGUAUUCCGUUCGUAAGGUAAAUAUGGCUUGAUGAAGUGCUAUAGCUAAGAACUGCAAUAUUCAUUAAGUAAACACUACUUGUUAUCGUUAAUGCUCUAUUUUAUAUCUUGAAGUACAUUUUAUCGAUUUAUGUUUUGUAGGAAGCUAUCGCCGCCAUUUUGUAAUCAUUACAACAAACAGAGGAGUAGGUAUUUCUUUACAAAAAUUUAGCAUUGUUCUAAAAUGUUCAAUUUUGAAAUGAUUUACACAUAGACUCUCAUUCAAAAAGUAGCAAUUUUUAUGUUUUCAGAUUCAGCUUCUACAAUGGAGCACCUGAAUUCCCAGUUACUGGAGAAGACUCUGAAUUUUCAUGGCCAGCAGUUGCAGAAGCUUUGGGAAGGAGAAUUCGGCGAGAAUGAUUUAGCUCGUAGAAAUAUCAAAGACUUAAGCUUUAACAUCUAUGGACAAAGACAAAAGCAUCUGCCCUUCCAGGACCGAGGAAAGCGCCUCAAGUUGCAACAGUUUAUCAUCAAGAAGGCAAAUACACUGUUCAAUUUAGAACCAUCCAAGCUAAAGCAAACAAAUGAACUUGUUUCUGAAGAUCUGUAUGCCAUAAUGCCUCCAUUUGAGACAUACAGUAAUGUUGAUAAGCAGAAACGUUUACAAUUUUUCAUGACUAGUUUGAAAAUAGGCUACCUUAUCCUGGGUACUAUUGUGAGCAAGCAGCAGUCUGGGAUGAUGUUGAAGGUCUUGUAUGCUGUAGGGCCUGAUGGAAGUAUGCUGUAUGCUGCUGACAUCAAUGUUAAGGCUUUCUGUCCAGUAGCGAACAUAAUACCAGCUGUUGACAAAAAAGGCGUGACUCGUAGCUACAUGAUGAACGAUUAUGUGUGCUGUGAAGUGCUCGAAAUCAUUGCCGAUACUGACAAAGUCGUUUGCGGCAUGAAAGGAGUCACAAGACAGCCCUCUGAUGUGGAUACCCUGCAUCGAUUCGGCCUAGUCAGUACCGACGAUUUCCCCAUAGUUUACAAGUAAGUGUAACUUAGUCAAACCCUCCACCAUAUAUGAUAAACAUUUUCUACUUUGAGGUGUUUCAUUUUCAGUUUCCAUCACAAUGCAUAUGUUUUUGUGUGGUAGUAGUCCCAACACUUUGCAACUGCACCUGCAAAUAUUGCAAAAGCUCAACAGGCAUAUGAAAUAUGUUCAAUGACUUAUUAUUGGGAGAGUAGUUGUAAUUCUUUUUAGAAAAAAAGUGUUUUAUACAGAAUUUGCGUAUGUAAUUGAACACAAUUUGAUGAUCCUUGUCCUUGGAAUUUGAUGGUUGAAUCUUUCAAAUGACACUCAUGGUCAUGGACAAGUGCAUUUGAAGGUCAUCAUCUGUGGCUUUUAUGUGGGUAUUUUAAAAUCAUGUCUUCAUCUGCUUAUGUUAAAUGUUAAAGGGAUUCAGCUUGAGAUUCUGUUGUUAAGAUAUUAGCUAACAUUGUCACUACCAUGUUUAUGUUAACCAUCUUUUAGCAAGGAGUCAUUGUUUUUAUGUAACCACAUGAUUGUGGAUCUUUGCGCCCCGACGUUUUGAUGUAUGCUGACUGUACUGUAAAGCUUGGCAUGAAUCUUAUCGAACUCAUUAUACUGUAAGGAUAAAAAUUGUAGUUUGCCUGUUUAUUAACAACUGUGUAAGAAAAAAGAAGAGGAUAACUAAAAUUAAUUUAUGCCACCACGGGAUUGAUGACUGGAGUUUUUGAAGAUCACAGUGAAGUAUUUCUGAUUUGCCGAUUUUUUCCUAAAUAUAUGGAAAUCAGUGCUAUGGGUAUAAUCAGUAGCCUAUUCUCUAUAAAUGGAAUUUUACUUUAAGUGUAUUCAUCAGAUUUAAUAAUGCAUUUUUGACUCAGUUCUUUAAUGAAACAAAAACAUACAAACUUUGUUAAACACAUAUGGGUAGCUUAAAUAUCUUGAAAAACAUCACAAUUGGUACAUUAUUAAAAUUGAUAUAAAAUAACAGUUCAAGUAAAUGCUAUUCUAAAAGAAUUUUGGAAUGAGCUCCACAAAUGCAUUUAUGAACAUUGAAGGCUUUUUAGAUCCAAGAGAAUGUACAAUCAAAAACACCUUGAAACCAAGAAAAUAUAAGAAAUGUGUAUUUGGAAAUAUGUGUCUGUAUGACCUCAGAAAAUGACGUGCCCAUAUGGAAAACAGAUGACAGAAUACUGCUAGGAGUUCUAUGUUUAUAAUUUGGAACCACGGAGAAAAUACUACAGAUGAAUUUUGAUUUCUGGUCUACUAAGCCGUAAAUGAGCCAGUGUAUUUGUGGUGUUUACUUGUACCAAAUAUAUCAUAUUGGCUUGCUAUGCCAUAGAGAAAAUGUUUUACUUCCAGUUUUGACGCGAUCAGAAAGGAAUUGAAUUUAUGAAUAUGAUAGGGCACUUAUUGAGCUAGUGUAUCUAAACUGUUUUCUUUUCUUUUUAGAAAAUCAGUCUUGAAAUACAAAAAUAUCAAUUUUCCCAAAAACACAGCAAAGAAAAAUAUCAGUGACCGAUUUUGGCAGCAGGUGGCACUUGUGUGCUAUCUACUUCUAAAGAAAAAUAUAUCACAUAUCAAUAAAUAUCGCAAAGAAACGUGCUUGUACACGCACAAUUGUGUUCGUCCGAAACUCGCACUAUCUAUGCUAAAAUAAAACGCUGAUUACUGUAUACAGUACGAUGCCCGAAUUAAAAGUAAGAUAUGAGGACAUUAAGAAAUGAUUUUAAGUUUUCUGUUAUAUACAAAAUGCCUAAAAAGGAGAUCCUCUCUAUGUGUAGACACAAAUUUUACCCUAAAAUGUUUAAAACAGCAGGAUCAACGCUGGCAUCGACGAUAACUUGAAUGAUUGUAUUGGCAAUUUGUUUACAUAAAAUACUAUUGGACAGGACGUAAACCCCCAUUUGCUAUAUGUUGGACCACUUUACACCAUCGCCAUUUUCUAGAAGAAGCACCAAUCAACAUCAGCUGGAAGUUGUGACUUCAUAUUGACGCGAGCUCAGAUUGCUGACUCAAUCCAGAAUUGUAAAUUUUCUCAAUGGCAAUGCUUCCGAAGGUAUUCAGGAGAAAUACGAUCCGCUGAAAUGAAUUUUUUCCAGGUAUUUCUGUAAUUCCAGGUAUAAUGUUCCUCAUUUAAGAAAAAUUGAUGCAAUAUUGUUCUCUAAGCAGUUCUAAUGGUAGCUGUAUUUUCCUGCUUACAGAAAAGCGUUGGAUUACAAGAAUGAAAGUUACGACAGUGUUUUAGAGAAGAGCAUUGGGUUCAAUAACCCAAAUAACAUUCAGUAUCUUUCUGAACAAAUGGACAUCAAUGACCAUAACAGCCUUAUGGAAGGUUUGAAGUCUCGUUUUCCGGAGAAUGAAUACGCCCACGAACUGCGUCAAGUCCAAGCCAGCAAAUGGGCGUAUCGCAACGUAGCCGACGGUAUAGACCAUUUCAAGGCCGGCAAGCAUGUCGAGGCGUUCCAGUGCUUAAACAAAGCUCUGAACAUCGAUCCCAAGAACGUGGAAGGCCUGGUUGCCAGAGGUGCUUUGUACGCUAACAGUGGGAAUUUCCAAAAGGCUAUCGAGGAUUUCGAGACGGCGCUUAAGCUAAACCCCAGUCAUGCGAAUGCUAGGAAGUAUAUGGGAGAGACACUUGUAGCAUUAGGUAGGAGUUAUGAAGAGGAAAAUAAAAUCGAAGAGGCCAGGAAGGCUUAUCAAAGCUGCUUGACCAUCAUUCCCUAUCAUGAAGAGGCGCAAAACUCUCUGGAAUUUCUCAAAAAUAAAUCCCAAACUAAAAAUCUGAUCGAACCAAAUGAACUGCUUCUCCCAAAUCUUGGAACAAACAAACCAACAGACGUUAAUGACGCCCUGAAGCAAUUGUUGAAAAAUGAAGAUGAAGAGAAGAAAGACAAAAAGAAAAAGAAGAAAAACAAGAAACGCAAAAACAGAAAAAGAUCAAGUUCCAGUUCAAGUUCUAGCUCAUCUGGUAGUAACGACUCUUCCAGCAGUUCAUCAUCUAGUAGCAGUGAUUCCAGUUCUUCUUCUGGCGAUUCUGACUUCAAGAAGAAAAAGAAACAUCGUUCUAGAUCACAGAGACGCGACAAGAGGGAGAACUCUCUGAGCCCUCUCAGCAAGCGUAUGGCUUUGAUGGAUCAGAGUCAAGACACUCCCUCAAACUUCAACUUCAGCAAACCUACGGCUGCACCAAGUUCUUUCGACUUCAGUUUUGAACAGCCUGAACAACCUCACAAACAACAGACAGAGAAUGAUUACGAGGCGAAAGUUAGAGCCUUUUUAGCUGAGACCAAAGGGGAUUCAGACUAUGAAGAGAAAGUGAGAAAGUUCUUGGAGGAGAGCAACAAGUGGAAAAAGAAGGGCGAGGAUAAAAAGAAGAAAAAGAAGAAAGAAAAGAAGAACAAGAAGGAAAGUAAGAAAAAGAAGAAGAAGGAAAAGUUGAAGCGUGUCAAGAACGUUUUUGAAUUGGGCGAUUUGGACGAUCAUAAGAAAUUGAGAGCUGCAAUCAAGAAAGAGUUGAGCAAAGAUAAGAAAUCUAAAAGGCAUAGUAUACCGUCUGAUGAGGAAGAAUACUUUUUGCAAAAAUCUGGAUAUAGCAAGAGGUAUAUUGAGAGUCUACCGGAUUUGGAAGAACUGGAGUCAAAGUUGAAUGCAUACUAUGCACUGGAGAAGGAUAAGAGGGCUGCGGGCGGUAGCGCUGGGAGCAGAUCACGCGCUGAUCAUUCCCUUCGGUUGUACCAAUCCAGGAGCGCAAGUCCCCCGAGCAGCCCCCGGCGUGGUGCGCUAGAGGACUCCCCGUCGCCCACCCGUGAGCAGAAGGCCAGACAAGCUGUGGCGGAGGCGGCAGCAAGCGCUAAGUGGAAGAUGCACAUUGGGGCGGCGCAGUCCAGUGCUUCGAGGUUCAAAAAGAAGAGCGCGUUGGGUGGGAGUGGUGGUCAGCCGCCCCCGCCUGGAACCAGUCCGCCUUCCAAUGCGGGGCAGUCGUCGACCGAUUGGCUAGAGGACAAACGCAAGAGCAGCAGUUACGAUAGCCCCCCACCAUCAAAAAAAGGCUCCCUACCGCCUCUACCACCAGAAAAGGCAGUCAGCGUGCGUAAAGCGAUGGCUAUGAAAGAACCACCACUGCCCCCAGCGCAGAAAAAGGGUGGCGCCUCCACCGAAUCGCCGCCCUUGCCGCCCCCUAAGAAGUCGAGCAAGCCGUCGCCGGCACCCGCCGCACCUCCCAAAAUACCCCAAGGACAGGUGGUACUGGAUAAGUUUGGCAACUUCCGGCUGAUGACUCCGCCCGAGUUGAAAAAACUUGGGUCGGCGGAUGCCCAGCCGUUGCCUCCGGGUCGUCGCCCGCCCGAGCCGCCCGGUCGUCCCAGGAGCGAAUCCCGAUCGCCGAAGCGACGCAGUCGUUCCAGAUCGAAGUACAGCAACCGCAGCUCAUCGUCAGGAUCCAGGUCGAGGUCGCGCAGUUACAGAUCGAGAUCAAGGUCCUACUACAGUCGCUCUAGGAGCAGGUCCGGUUCGUACUAUUCGAGGAGUAGGUCCAGGUCUAGGAGCUAUUCGGGAGAUAGAAGGAGAUAUAACAGGCGCGGAGGUUUCAGAGGCCGCUAUAACGACAGAGGCACGUAUUACAAACCAAGAUUCCAGAAUCCGAGACACAACGAUAGAGGAGGACGCGGCUACUACAGAGGCCGCGAUCGAUACGAUAGAGAUUACAGGGGCAGAGGCAGAGGCCAUGGACCGUUCAGGGGCCGCAGACCUAGAGGUCGUUUCUCCAGAGGCGGAUACAGGGAUUAUAGAGAUAGGAGGUACGAUAGAAGCCGCUCCAGGGAUAGAGAUCGCAGCCGUUCAUACAGUGGCAGCCGUGACAGAGACAGUGUGUCACCUAGAAGAUCGUCGGCCAGAAGGUCAUCAGAAAAGGAAAGGAUCAAUAAGUACAGCGGUGAUGGACAACCUGAAGCUGUCAGACAUGAGGGACCAUUGUCCGAAGGCGAGGAUAGGGAUGAUUAUAAUACUGGAAAUGACAGCAGUAAACUUAUUGACAGAGAUGCAUUUGCGGGAAAGUGGGCUGAUAAAGAGGAAGGUGGAGGGGCUACCGAAAAUGGAGGUGCAACAGAGAGCAAGGAGACUGAGAUCCCUCCUGAAACCAACUUGGAAGAAAUGGAUAAAUUUUUGAAUAAAACAAAGAAAGAUAAAAAGGAGGAAAUGCUGGAAAGGAAUAAGGAUAUUCUUAAGACUAAGGCAUAGUGUGUCAUACAUCUCUGUUGUACACACCCAAAAAGCUGAAUUCAAUUCAAACCUUGCUUCUUUUCUUUGUAUCCCUAGAAUUAUGGUUAUUGUGUAUUUGAUUGUUUCCAGUACACAGUGUUAGUGUAAUCCUGUACCAGUUUGUAUAAAAAUAUAAGUGUAUUCAGAUGUCACAAUAAAAAAUUGAUUCAAAUUGUA
This is a messenger RNA of Acanthoscelides obtectus, 6795 nucleotides long. Lineage: Eukaryota; Metazoa; Arthropoda; Insecta; Coleoptera; Chrysomelidae. The record is from the annotation of a GenBank genome assembly.